CUCUAGUGUCGGGUUUUCAGAGGUUGCCUGAGCUUAUGAGGAAUUGAAAUUUAAUAUUUGCAGGGACAGAACGUGUGGAUGGUAGUGAGUUAUGGGAUUGCACUAAUUUAAGGUGGUGCAUUUGUAGCAAGAUAAAUGGCGCUGUGAAACUGAGUCCUUUUCAAUUCCAGAUUGGGAUGAAGAAUGAAUCGAGAAUAAAUUUGCGAACAAAGGCAACAAAACUUAAAGGCUGAUUAUUCAAUUUUCGAGUUUCUGACGAAAUUGGGUUUAGCGUACAAUGAAGGAAUUGUUAAAGAGCGGAUAGCCUGGCAAAAAUCAAAACAGAAAUGAGGAGCAAGACGGCAAGUUCUGUGACAAUGGACACAAUUGAUGAAUUUUGCGUGAGUCUGAUAUGAGUACAGCCGGAUAAGAGACAGAUGCGAACAUGGACUUCUCUAUAAAGUAGACGGGAGUUAGCAGCGGAAGUUUCGACAUACGGCGCAGGAAAUUCAGAAAUGGACAUGUUUCGGUAACAGAUGGCCAUGGCUUGAGGGUCCUCGAUAUUUUAAUGCAAAGCUCGUCUCAAAAGCUCCGAUAUAGAUAGAUGACCUUAUUUCCUGUCCAAAUUAAAUUUGGUUUCUCGUCUUUAUGUAGACGAUUUACCUUUUUGUUCRCUUAAUUGAAACUUAAUUAUGUGAUGUGAAAAUGAAGUGCUCCACGAAAGACUCCCGACAGCAUGUUCCUCGUUAGAGGUGUCUUCAAUGGAAAAUCCGACGCACAAAUUAAGCCCCUCAAAACCCACCCUAAAGAUCAAAUCCUGCAGUAACCCGGCGAAGGGAUAAUGAGGCAGCAGCAGCGUAAAUGCCGUGACCGUCAUCGGUGGUGACGUCAUGCGUGUGCAACUAACGCUUCUUUCGAGACAGUUGAGUUCUGUUUCCGCGUUUUUCUGUGCCAUGUGGGUGAUAGUGGUAGUGAUUCUUGUGGAGGACUCGGGCGCCCGCGCUUCGCUCUUGGUACACAAGUACAGCACGAGGGUGGUGCGGACUAAAUAUGGGCCCCUGAGGGGCGUCAUGAUUCACAUCAAUCCACCCGUCGAGGCGUUCCUCGGGGUUCCCUACGCGACGCCUCCCGUCGGCAGUCUUAGGUAUAUGCCACCAGUAACGCCUUCGAUAUGGAAAAACACGCGUCUUGCGGAUCGCUUUGGUGCUGUGUGUCCGCAGCGACCGCCGGAUAUAGGAAACAGGUCAGAAGCCCUGCUCGAAUUCCCCAGAGGAAGACUGCUGUWUUUGGAGAAACUCCUGCCUCUACUUGCCAAUGAAAGCGAAGACUGCCUCUAUCUCAACCUCUACGUGCCCAGAACCGCCACUGGCGAAGAGGAAACCAAUCCGUUGCCUUGUGUAGUUUACGUACAUGGUGAAAGCUACGAGUGGAACUCGGGCAAUCCUUACGACGGAACUGUACUCGCCUCCACGGGGAGGGUCAUCGUCGUCACCAUCAACUUCAGAUUAGGAGUGCUAGGUUUUCUUAAGACGGGUACUAAAGGUAGUGCCCAAGGGAAUUUCGGUCUAAUGGAUCUUGUAGCAGGGUUGCACUGGCUUAGGGAAAAUCUACCAACCUUCGGAGGUGAUCCCGAGAGGGUGACUCUGAUGGGUCACGGCACCGGUGCCGCCCUCGUCAACUUUAUAGCUGUGUCUCCUGUAGCAAAAGAGCUUUUACAUCGAGUCAUCUUGUUAAGUGGCUCGGGACUCAGUCCCUGGGCGCUCCAGAGRGAUCCGCUUUCGGUCAAACGCAGUGUUGCUGAACAUACUAACUGUCAUGGAGACCUACACGAGGACGAUCUAGCACCCUGUCUUAGGAAGAAACCCUUAGACGAGCUUCUCAAAGUUAGGAUAGACUCGCCUAGGUUUCUCCCGGGUUUCGCCCCGUUCAUCGACGGCACGAUCCUGCUGAACCCCACUAGCGCUCCUCCGACCGGUAGCACAUCGACAGUGGCGACAUCUGCCGGAUACGAACUGGCUGAUUUUCCGGAGCGCGACCUUUUGUUUGGUUUAACGAGUACGGAAUCGUAUCUGGAUUUGAACGCGCAAGAUCUCGAGUUCGGGUUUAACGAAACGAGGCGUGAUAGAAUCUUAAGGACAUACGUGAGGAACUCUUAUUAUUACCACUUGAACGAGAUAUUUUCGACCCUCAAGAACGAGUACACCGACUGGGAGCGACCUACUCAGAAUCCGCUCAGUGUGAGGGACGCCACCCUUGAUGUCCUCAGCGACGGACACACGGCGGCUCCCCUCAUCAGGGUGGGCUAUCUGCAUUCGAUGCGGGGCGGAAAGACGUUUUUUCUGCACUUCCAGCAUCAGACCGGAGACAGGGAUUUUCCGAUGAGAGCCGGCAGCGUACGAGGCGAGGAUCUUCCCUAUAUUCUCGGCCUUCCUUUGAUUGGCGGAGGAUCAUUUUUUCCACACAACUACAGCCACAGCGAUGUAACAGUUUCGAAAACUCUCAUCCAUUACAUCAGCAAUUUUGCCAGGAAGGGGGAUCCAAAUGGCGCCGUUCCAAAUGCAUCAGCGUCAGAAGCCAAGAACUCACAAAAAGGACAUGAAGAAAUCAACACGCCUUACUGGGACACGUAUGAUACCAUCAACCAACUUUACUUGGAAUUAGGAAACCGUCCGGAGAUGAGAAAUCAUUACCGAGGACAUAAAAUGUCACUCUGGUUGAAUCUCAUACCCCAACUACACAGACCUGGAGAAGGAGACGAUGUUUCAAUGAGGCAUCAUCAUUUCCAAGAAGAAGAUGAGCAGUAUUAUGACGGUUCCGUCCGUCCCCAAACCAAAGAGAAGCCCCCGUUAGUGCAUGUGAUAGCCCCGCCGCCCCCUGCAACAACCGUGCGUGUUCCUCCAGCCACAACAUCACUUCCACCGCCGCCUCCAAAGUCCGACACCGCCCUUCAAGCCACGACGACCGAAUGCCCCCCUAAUAACACCAUUAUCGUCCCAAGCGUAAGCAAGAACAACAACUUGCUCAGGAAACUAGCGUCCAGUCACUACCAAAGUUACACAACAGCCCUCACCGUAACAAUAGCAGUGGGUUGUUUCCUCCUCUUAUUGAACAUCGUGAUAUUCGCUGGCAUCUACCACCAGCGCGACCGCAGUAAGAGCAAAAACAAAAAGAAAGAGGAGCUCGCGGAAGCCGGAAGUUGCAGUAGUUCUUCCGGAGAGAACUACGACAAGGCCUUCGAAUCCCGACAGAUUUCAUACGAGUGCGGCGGCAAAUUGCCCUAUGAGAUCUCCAGGGGGAAUUUCACGUCUUCGUACGGAGAGUUCAGCUGCGACAAGCGCUUAGAAAUGCAGAUGACGGAAUUACCGCUUCAAGAGUUCAAUUCAUCGCCACCACCGGCCAAGAGGAUAGAGAGCUACCCGCCAGAUGUCACGUCUACGAACCAAGAGAAGCCCCCGGUGACCAGUCCAGGUAUUCCGGAGCCGCCGCCGCCUCCCAAAGGCCAACCCCCGGYCGCGUGCAAUCAGACCGGUAUUCUAAGGACGCAAGGAGCACCUACUACGCCAGGAACUAUGAAAAAACGCGUCCAAAUACAGGAAAUUUCUGUUUGAGUGUCAGUUUUCUGUUGUGAACUAAUCAAAAUAUUACAACUGAAAAUCAAAAUCAUAUCGGACUGAACUUGAUUUUUAAUAUAGUAAUCGCACUGUGAUUGUCAUAAAUUUAUUGUCAUGAGCUAAGACGGUGACGAUUUUAUUGGUUGAGUUUUUGGAAGGCCGUUUUUUGUUACCUUCGAAUCUGUUGACAUACGUAGCAUAGACAAAGGGCCAAUCUGCUGUUUAAUGUUGGAGCUAUUCAUUGAGCCGCUUUAUGAAUAAAGAAGCUUAUCAACAAAGGCCACAAACUAAAAAAAAUAUUUGAAAAUUAUUAACAUUUUAAUAUAAAUAAAGAAGUAAGAAAAUAAAUGAACUAUGGCUGCGCUUUGUUGAAAUUGUAGUUGAAUCACUAGUUUCAAAAACAUAUAGAACUCACAUAGAAUAAAAAUGGAUUUGGGGUGUUUCUGAAAUCAGUGCUUCAGUUAGAUUUAUUUAUAAUUCCUCUUACUGUGAUUACCAUAGCAAAAAUUUUAAACCAAUCUACAAUUUCAUUAGAACGCAGGUUAAAUUGGUUUAAUAUGUAUACACUUAUAUUUUUAAACAAACUGAAUUUAAAACCAGCACACUUAGUAUAACAUACAUCUUUAAAUAAAAUAUAUAAAAACAUAUAAAUCUAAACAAAUAUUUAACAAAAUGGAAUGAAAAUAAGACACGUAAAUUGAUUUAUUGUACAAUUUUUUUAUUUAAUGUUCUUUUGCUUUUUCAAAAGACGACCAUUUAUAUUGUUUAAUUUUUACAAUUUUUUUAGACUUUGAGAUACUAAUAUGUAGUAAUAAAUGAGAUUACUGACAAAUUAUUGCUCUUGACUGAAACUUGUUUACUGAGUGCUAAACUUUACUAAAAUUUGUUAAUCGAAAACGAAGAAGCUUUGCUGCUUUCUUUAUAAAUAUUUAAAUUUCAUUACGGUCGGUCUGAAUAAAUUUCAACUUAAUCUGGUUUUAUAAAGGGUCUAUAAUCCACGAAAGAAUUGUUCUUAGUGUAAAUUAUACUAAUCAACUGUAUAACAGCAAACAAAAUUAAUCUUUCUUUUGGCACAAUUUAUUACCCCGUAUCUGAUUUUAAAAGAGUAAUUUUAGUUGAAACAAUUAAAAUGGCAUGUUAUUAUUUGACGACGGAACACCAAUCAUACGAUUCUAGUAAAAAAUGAUUACCAUUUUAAUCGCCACUUUUUUAUGUAUGCAGUCGCAUCCACUAAAAUCCAUUUAGCGCGUCUGCAAUUUUUGUCUAUAAGCAAUUCCACACAUUUUUCCAUAAUGUAAUGCAAAAGUAUACGACCAGUGCGGACCAAAACUGCAUCAAUAAAACCAUUUAUUUGAAAAGCGGCGUCAAAAUAUAUUUUAUAUCAAGAUUGGCAUGCGACUAUGCUAUCUGUGUUUGGCGUAUUUGUGUUCUGCCGGUCUUCCACAACCAGAGUUUAUAUUAAAAAUUUGGGAAUUGAGUUACGUACCCUAAAAUAAUUUUAGCUUGCAUUAUGAAACAAUAAGCCAAGUGUAACAAAGGAAUUUGUUUAAUUUUAUGAUAAAAUAUUAUAAUAGCACAGUGGUGCUACUUGUAAAUUUCUAUAAAUAAACAAAGUGCUGAAUCAAAAUGUAUUGCUUCUUUUAUAUCGUUGAUAACUGCGAAUGCAAGUUUAGACAAUCAGUUGCUGUUUUUGUUUAGGUUUUCAGUUAUCAAUGAUGUAAUCCAGGGACUGAUCCGACCGAUUUUAUCGCAUUCCUUUGUUGUAAAUAUGCGAUUUUUCUACUACCACAUGAUUUUGAAAUCACAGUUUUUUUUCUAAUCGCAUAUUUAUAUCGCUCGGUUCGGAGAUAUGAGUGACUCCACAUUUUGAUGAGAUGAAAGCGAUUCCUUUAAAUUUUAUAUCAUUAAAGGAUACGGUGUUUACUGUACAAGAAUACAUCCUUUAUCGAUGUGACAUCUGAAUUGUUUAAAUAAUAAAUGCGAUUA
This is a messenger RNA of Tribolium madens (black flour beetle), 5576 nucleotides long. Its product is annotated as neuroligin-1-like. The transcript is spliced from 12 exons. Gene Ontology annotation, cellular component: synapse; postsynaptic membrane; cell surface. Gene Ontology annotation, biological process: postsynaptic membrane assembly; neuron cell-cell adhesion; synaptic vesicle endocytosis. The record is from RefSeq and is a predicted model, not a curated record. Gene Ontology annotation, molecular function: signaling receptor activity; neurexin family protein binding. Lineage: Eukaryota; Metazoa; Arthropoda; Insecta; Coleoptera; Tenebrionidae. Bases 870 to 3587 code for a protein of 905 amino acids.